Molecule: messenger RNA, 5519 nt
Organism: Sorghum bicolor (sorghum)
Lineage: Eukaryota; Viridiplantae; Streptophyta; Magnoliopsida; Poales; Poaceae
Product: zinc finger CCCH domain-containing protein 44
Exons: 12
Coding region: 276-5297 (1673 amino acids)
Molecular function (GO): DNA binding; metal ion binding; protein binding
Source: RefSeq, a predicted model, not a curated record
UUACGCUAGCCCGCCAGGUCGCCCGUUUGCCCCCUCUGCCUUCCCAUUUCGAGCUUCCGCCUCGCCCUCUCUCGCUCGCUGUGUCGUCAUCUCUUUCUCUCUGCCUGCCCACCGCUCGCACUCGCAGUCGUACACCAACCACCUCAUUUUCGGGGCCGUGAGAGGAGAGGCCGCGCGGCGAGACGACGAGGCAGGCCUUCGAGCGAGCGUGGAGGGAGGACGAGCUAGGGUUAGGGUUUUUGGGCGAAGCCAGCCUUGGGUGGGGCUGCUGAUCCAUGGACGCGGGGACCGGCCCGGGCGCCGAGGUGCUCUCCCCGGGCGAGGCCGAGUGGCCCCCAGAGCUCCGCCUCCCGCCGCCGCCUCCCGUGCCGGAGCCCCCGCCUCCGCCCGCGCGAAGGGCCGCGCCGCAUCUGCACCUGCAGCCGCAGCCGACUCCUCCCGCGGCGGCGACGAAGAGGGAACCGUCUCCGCCUCGCCACGGGGAGGGCUUUGAUGACCAGCAGUUCCUCGGAUCGAUCAUGGGGGCUGCAGCCCCGCACCCGCACCCGCCCCAGCAGCAGCAGCCACCUGCCGCCGCGGCACCGGUGAAGAGGAAGAGAGGGAGGCCGCCGAAGAACAGGGACGGUGCGGCGCCUGCGCCUGCGCCGGUGAAGCCGGUGAACAAGAAGGAUGAGGAGGUGGUUUGCUUCAUAUGCUUCGAUGGGGGCAACCUCGUGGUUUGCGACCGGAGGGGUUGCCCGAAGGUGUACCAUCCUGCAUGCAUCAAGCGAGACGAAUCCUUCUUUCGGCGUCGGGGCAAGUGGGAUUGUGGGUGGCACAUAUGCAGCAGCUGCGAAAAGGCAGUACAGUAUAUGUGUUAUACUUGUACGUACUCUGUCUGCAAAGGAUGUAUCCAACAAGGCAAAUUCUUUGGCGUUAGAGGGAACAAGGGCUUCUGUGACACAUGUUAUGGUACUAUAUUGUUGAUAGAAUCCAAAGACGAUGGUGCAAAGGUUGGUGUUGAUUUUGAUGAUCAAAAUAGCUGGGAGUAUCUUUUCAAGUUAUAUUGGUUGGAUCUGAAAGGGAAGCAUUCACUAACGAUUGAAGAGCUAAAAAGUGCCAAGACCCAUUGGACUGUUCCAACUACUGCUGGCAGGAGAGAGAAAGAGGAGUCAUCUGAUGAACUAUAUGAUGCAAGCCAAGAUGCUACUUUUGACACUUCCUCAAAGAAACGGAGACAGAAUAACUCUUCAGGAAAAAGAGGACGAAAACGUAAAAUAGACGGUGGCAUUACUUCAAGGAAGUGUGGAAUCUCAAUUAACAGUGCUGGAAGCUUACCAAAUGGAUCAACAGGUGAAGGGGUGUCCUUGCCAGGUGACACAAAAUGGGCAUCAUCUGAGCUAUUGGAAUUCAUAGGACACAUGAGAAAUGGUGAUAGUUCUUAUAUUUCCCAGUUUGAUGUCCAGGUUCUUUUGCUUGAAUAUAUAAAGCAAAAUAACCUCCGUGAUCCUCGCAGAAAAAGUCAGAUUAUCUGUGAUGCAAGGCUUAGCAGUUUGUUUAGAAAACCACGUGUCGGUCAUCUUGAGAUGCUAAAGCUUUUGGAAAUGCAUUAUCUUGUGAAACAGGCUCCAACAUUGAAUGCAGAUAGUCAGAGAGCAAUUGAUUCAGAUUCGGCUCAAGUAAACAAUGGAGGAUAUAAUGAGUUGACCGAUAAAUUAGGUUCUGAUAAGAAGAGGAAGGCUCAUAAGAAGAUUGAAAGAGAACUGACAAUUAAUCCAGAUGAUUAUGCAGCCAUUGACAUGCACAAUAUCAAUCUAAUUUACUUGCGUCGCAGCUUGAUGGAAGAUCUUAUUGAUGAGGUUACUGCAUUCUCUGACAAAAUUGCUGGCGCUUUUGUGAGGAUAAGAAUUUCUGGUCUUGGCAACAAGCAAGAUAUGUACCGACUAGUGAAAGUUCUUGGUACACAUAAAGUUGCAGAGCGAUACACUGUCGGUAAGAAGACAACAGAUUAUGCUCUUGAGAUCUCUAAUUUAGAAAAAAAAGAGAUUAUCACAAUGGAUACGAUCUCAAAUCAGGAUUUCACAGAGGAGGAAUGCAAGCGCUUACGUCAGAGUAUGAAGUUCGGUCUAACUGCUCGGUUAAAAGUGGGAGAUGUCUAUGAGAAAGCUAAAAUCUUCCAAUCUCUGCGAUUUAAAGAUUGGUUGGAAAAUGAGAAACAGAGGCUGAGCCAUCUCCGUGACCGUGCUAGUGAAACUGGACGUCGAAAGGAAUUGAGAGAGUGUGUAGAAAAGUUGCAGGUUCUGAACACUCCUGAAGAAAAAGAACGCAUGAUUAAUGAAGUUCCAGAAGUACAUGUUGAUCCCCGGAUGGAUCCAAGUUAUGAAUCCGCUGAAGAACCAGAUUAUAAGAAAGCUGUUGAUUGGACCAUGCAUCGGAAUGGACCAGAUCAAUUAUUUCCAGGAAGAAAAGGGACAGAACUGAAUUCUGUGGAGAAUCAUGCACAAAAGAGUGUGGAUGCAAGCGGUCACAUUAGCAGUCUACCUACAGAGGAUGUGGACCACAGAUCAGGUGCAGGAAGUAACAUUAAUUUAAACAACAUGGCUCCUGAGCCUGCAUCACUUGGAGUUUUAUCAAAUGACACUGAACCAGAAAAAGUUUGGCACUACAAGGACCCUAAUGGAAAUGUUCAGGGCCCAUUUACUCUUUUGCAGUUAUCCAGGUGGGCAAGUUUUUUCCCACGUGACCUGAGAAUAUGGCUUACAUUUGAGAGUGAGGAAAACUCACUACUGUUGACUGAAGUGCUCCCAAAGCAGCAGCAAGAUUUUAUUCAGCCUUCAGCAGUUACUACCAGUGAUAAAUCAAUAUGGGAAGGCUGUGGUGAAGAUAGAAUAAACUCAAAUGCAAAUAACUCUUCCUCCCCUAUGGGUUAUAACAUGGUCUAUUCUUCUGCAUUAUCUAGCUCAUCUGCUGAGUGUUAUGGUCCAACAAAAGAUCUAAAGCUUCUGGGUGGAACUUCGCCAUCAAGAUCUCCGAAAGAUGCUCAUGCUUUGCAUGAGGUCCAGAAUCAGGUUAACUAUUCAUCCACAAUUCUAUCUUCAGCUGGACCAUAUGUACCACCCGGUUCUCAUGAUGAAAGGGUCUCAAGAGACAGGGUUGGUGAAUGGAACAGUAGUCAGGACAAUGGUGGUGUUUGGAGUCCAACCACGAAUCAUAGUCGGAAGAGUAAUGCGCAGCAGCAUCCUGAUGGUUGCGUUGGGAAGCACCAAAUGCAAACUGAAUCUAAAUGUAGUUCGCAUGUCUCAGUUCUUACUCCACAACAAUCUGAGAGAGACCCUGCCACUUCCCUUAGUACUACAAGUCGUCCGGAGUUCAAAGCCAUGUGCCUGCAGGAAGGUUCUUCGUGGAGUUCAGCUACAAAUGCUGGAGCUCAUGACCUUCAGUUAUCUAUUGCUUUAGCAAAGCCAGAGAGCUGUUCUCCAACAAAUCCUGUUGAAGACAGAAAUUCGAGUUCUGCUUCUGCUAUGUCUUGUCAGUCAGGGGCUCCUGCCUGCAUUCCCCAACCAGAUCCAACAUCUACAUCAAGUUCAAGGAAGAUCGAGGCAAGCAUGGAUCAGCGUAAAACAUGCCAACCUGACGCAUCAAGUGAAUCAUUUGAUCGGCUUCCUGAACCUAAAAGUGGCUCACUGUUUUCCUUGAAAACUCAAGAUCUUUUGUCCGAGUACCCUAAUCCUAUACCAAAACUGGAGGGGAAGGAGACUUCCGUGAACCAGUCAGGAUCAACAUCAGUAGCACAUGAGAAUUUAGCUACAAAGACAUGUGUCGGUGCACCUACUAGUAAAAUUGAUAGCUUGCAACCACUUAAGGAGAGAUCAUGUCCAACAGAUAGGGGCUCAGUCAAUCAAUUAGAGCAUCUGUUUGAAGAUAAUGUGACAAAGAGAAAUAAUGAAGUGGUCAAUCCUGUAUCUGAUGCUGAAGGCAUUGCUGUAUCAGAUGUGUUGGAAUCGUUAACAGAACAAGAUUGUUCUUUACAAAAUUUAAUGCCAGCUUCAGCUGAGGAAGAACAACCACAAUACUCUAGUCCUAUUGCAUUGUCCCCUUGGGGUGAACCAAGUUACUAUCAGGGUGAAGCUGUUGAUUCUGCUCUAUGGGGCGUCCAAGAUGACCCUGGUAAUGACAUGUGGUCAAUGCCUUCACCAACACCUGGUCUCCAGACUUCAUCAGGUCUUGGAGCUGAUGGAAAAGACACUUCAUGCAUCGUAGAGGAGGCGAGAGCGGACCAAGGAGAUGGUGCUUUUGUCGAAACAUUACCAACACAAGGGGAUAAAAAGAUGGAACAUGCAAACUCAAGUGCCUCAGGUUCUUUAGUGCCAGAACAGGUAAAACCAAAAGCAAGCACUGCAUCAGGUCUAUCUCUAGAUGGGAGCACAAAAGCUUUGGGUUGGCAACCGCCAGGCUCAUCUCUAGAGGGGAGUGCAAAAGCUUCUGGUUGGAAACCACCAGCCUUAUCACUUGCAGGGAUUGGUAAUGCUGCAGGUUCACAAGCAUCGUGCCCCUCUACACAAGGGAGCACAAAAUCUUCAGGUUGGCAGCGAAGUUCAUCCCCGGAUGGGAGCAGAAAAGCCUCUGCUUGGCAACGGUCAAGUACAUCGCCAGAGGGGAGUGGAAAAGCUCAUGGCUGGCAACGAUCAAGUUCUUUUACCCAGGGGGGGACAAAAUCUGCAGGUUGGCAACCCUCUGGUUCUUCUACAGAUCGGGGUGCAAAAGUUGAUGGCUGGCAACGAACAAGUUCAUCACCAGAGGGAAGCAGAAAAGCUUCAGGCUGGCAUUCAUCAGGUCGUGAGAGCUCAAAGGUUACAUCUGGUGCCAGCGAAAACCGUAAAUUGUCUUCUAGUCACCAAGCGACGACACCAACAGGGAGGCACUCUUUGGCAAAGAAACAGGCAAGCAGCGACAAGGGUGCUGCUGGUUGGGAAGAGGCUCUAGGAAACUCUUUGGAAGCAUCAAAGAGACAACAGGGAAUCAGCGACAAGAAUGCAGGCUGGGGAGAGGCUUUCGGAAGUAACAGGAGCUGGCAUCCAUCGUCUGGUAACCCCAGUCGGGGCAGCCAGGGGAAUCACCAACAUGACAGGCAUUUUCACAGCAGUGAUUCGCGGCGGGGUGGCUCAAACUACCCUAGGAGGUCUGACAAUCGUCAUGACCAUGGCAGUGGUGGUUCGUCAAGACCCUCGUCAAGAGGGCAGUCCCAGAGGGGGGUAUGUAAAUACUACGAGAAUGGCCACUGCUGGAAGGGCUCGAAAUGCUCGUACGUGCACCGGUGAUUGCCAUUGCCGUGGAAGCGGAACGCCCAAUUGCCUGGUCGCCCUCACAUUUUUGUAUAGCAGCAUAUGCUUUCGUGGUAGUAAGUAUAGGAGAACGCUUAUUAACCGUGUCGGCACCAGUAAGCUGGUAGUAGUACAUAUCCUUCAGGGGAGGAGCAUGGCUAAACUAGGAUUUCAAGUUUAUCACAGGUACUGAUGGCUUUUGGUGCAGGAAUGCACCCC